AUGUCGAGCUGUCACGCGACAGCGGUGCCCAAGACCCUCACUGUGAGCGUGGGUACCAGCAACACGGCCCUCAAUGCGAUUCCCGGUGGCGCGUAUGACACUAUUUCAGGCACAAAGUACGAGAUCGACGAGUAUAACCUCGCUCUCGGUGCUUCCUUUGGCGCAAAUGCCAUUUCCUCUACCACCGGCCGGUACUGGUUCGAGCCAGGCACAACGAGCCUGGAGUUUCAAAAGUUCCAGCUGGAUUCUGCGACGACGCUCUUGGUCUCGUACUCACUGGAGGCGGUGUCCGAGAUCUCUAAGCCGCUCACAGUUUCGCCGUGGACGGACAACGGGGCGCUCUCAACGCUCUCGUUUUCGGCGCCGAUCUCGAUCGCAGCAACGUCUGGUAACAACGUGGUCGUCUCGAGCAGCAACAUCGCGAGCAUGUUCAGCGCGCUUGUGGAGGAGUCUAACUUUGACGAAGACCAUUUGGUGCUCAGGAUGGCACAGGAUGGGUCAACGUGCUCUGGUACGUGCCGCAUCUUUUUGCCCAUCAACAUUCACCUGACUUACUACGAGGUGUGCCCCCCUGUGACGUUUGCGUCGGGUACCGCGAGCAACGCGCGCACCGGAGCCAACUUUGCGGCGGUGAGCGAGGCUGUGACUGUGGGAUGUACCGGCGGUAUGUAUCUGUCUGGCGCACCGAGUGGCGAGUUCUUCCUCGCGCCGUCGUCGGCUCCGCUGGAGGGCGGACUCCUCCACGUGCUCUGGCACUCCCAGGCCGAGUUCUUGGCGCGGACUACCUUCUCGUUCCGGCUCUCGGCCGAUGUCGGCGCGCCGGACGCGCCUGCACCUGUCGAAGUCCCGGUCGAAUGGAGCGCCGACCGCCAUGCACUCGUCUUUACCUCACCAAGUACCAACUACACUGGGUACAUGGACCUCGAGCUGAGGCGGUACAAUGCAAGCAGCGGUGCAACCGCGGGCGUGUUUGGCCUGGGCGGCCUGCUGCAAAUUGUUGACCAUGGUUGCUUUGCACCUGGAUCGGUGCACUACGACGGCAGGUGCCAGUCGUGCACCAAGUUUCCCGGGGCAUAUUGUCCGGGCGGGUCGCGGAUGUGGCCGCUGCCUGGCUACUGGCGGCGCCGGAUGUCGCCGAUCAACGCGCCGGACGGAACGCGGCUGACAAGCGUGUGCGCUGAGGGCUACGCGGGUGAGUUUUGCGCGGUGUGCGCGAGUGGGUACUUUGCUGACAACGGCGUGUGUCGGUCGUGCGGAAGCGACGACUCCGCGCGGGCGGAUCUUGCGAUUGUAGUCAUUACGGCGGGAGCCUUUGUGGCGAUUGUUGCGACGUCGCUUGCGACAUUGUCGGCGCGGCGGCUGGUGCAGGGCAUUUCAACGCUACUGCUGGUGCAGCAGGUGGCGAUGGCGUCUCGUAUCGGACUGCAGCAGCUUGACGACGAGUCGACGCCGGCGUGGGCAGCAGCACUUGUGCGAAUUGCGGCGACGAUCAACUUUGAGGUGGAGACGGUCCGGCCUGGAUGCACCGUGCCGCGAAUCUCGUUUGUGACGGUUUACGUGGGAACGCUCGCCCUCAUGGCCAUGGCUGCGUGUGUCUUUGUCACUGCCGUUCUCCUGCGCAUCGUCACAAAGCGGAUGCGACUGCCGGUCGGACAGCUUUCUGCGAUUUCGCUCAUUUCCGAGUCCUCGGACUCUCUUGGAAGCCCGAGCUCGAUACUGAGCCACUCUUCAACUUUAUCUUCAUCGUCAUCUUCAACCUCGUCAUCGACGUCGUCAUCCCGCGACCACGUGCCGGUCAUCACCGUCUCCGAGUCGCGCGAGCGACGCAACUCGAUCCUCUAUGCCAGCCGUGAGUCUGAUGCUAUCUCGUUGGUCGAGCUACCGGAGUUUCCUUCUGUGGCUAGUCGUGGCAAGAGCCGACGUCGCCGUCGCAAGCGGCGAAACGGAGAUAAGGCCGCUUUCCCAUCGAUCGCCGAGGUGGAACAGCAGGAGGAAGCCCUGGUCGUGGCGCACGAUGCCAAGGGUGACAUUGUGGUCGUGUCAUUCCGGGCGCGGCUCGUGCACGCCAUGAUUAUCUUGGCUGCGAUCGCAUACUUGCAGGUGUGCGUGCGAUCGCUACAGGGCGUGUAUUGCGUCCGAGUCGGCGACGGCUCGCUGCGGCUUGCGGUCGAGCUUCCUGUCCGGUGCUAUGAGGGGACACACCUCGCACUGUCGGUCAUGAUCUGGCCGAUGGUUGUGCUCUUCUGCGCCGGCUUUCCGGCCUUUGCACUCACGAUGGGCCUGCGGGCGGAUGCAGUAUCGCGGUCUGCUCACGUCCGCGAGCUGCUGCGGGAGCGGUACGGUGUGCUCAUCCGCGGGCUCAGGCCUGGGCGGCAGUGGUUCCGGGCACUGCAGUUUGUGGUGACACUGGCGUUUGCGAGUGAGACGGUAUUCAUCGUCGAGCCUGCGACGCGGCUGUUUGCGGCAGUGCUCAACUUCUCGCUCAACCUUGUGCUGAUGGCACUUGUGGAUCCGUUUGAGGACAAGCUGCACACGAUGCUCUCGUUUGCGACAGGUUUGUUCUCGUGCGCCAAGAUCUUGUACUUUGUGUGGCGCGAGACGUCUGGCGGGCUGCUGUUUCUGAUUGCGCUCGCGAUUGUGGUCGUACUCUCGAGCUUUGCGCUCACGCUAGCAGUGUGGAACAUGCUACGGCGGACGCAAGCACUGGCCAGAGUCCACACGGUCGAAGCUGGGCUGACCGGGACAGCGUCCGUUGCCGCCGCGCCUGCGAUGACCGGGAUGGCAGACGGGUCAAGUAAGGACCAGCCAGAACGCCAACGCUCUGUGUCACUGACCCGAACCGCAUUCGACGUUGUUCUCGACUCGGACGGCGAUCUCGGAAUGGCAUCAAACGAGAUGGACGAAAGCUCGCUCUCGCGAGCCGGUACCGCCUGCAGCAUCGUUGACGACGCCUCGGCGGCUCAGGCCAAGUCGUCUCCGACGCUCCACCCUCCGGCUGCUGGCCGUGGGAAGCUCAAGCGCAACAUAACCAUACGGUCUACCUCGGGUAACGUUUCGGGCAACACUUCGGGCAACGUCUCGAGUGAGAUCUCGGGCGAGAUCGCCGAUGUCGGGCGACUCUCGCGUAUUCGCUCGGAACAGGCGAGCCCAACGAGGCGUCGCAAGCGGCGGUCUACCAUCAAGCUCAAGCCAAAGCCCGAGUUUGUUCCACCCAUGUCGUCGAUAUCGCUUGUAUCUCUCACUCAACCUGACGACAAGCUCGACCGCGAGCUUGGUGAUGAUCUCAACGCCAUUUUUGAAGCUCAGGUUGCGGCGCGGACGCCGUCGCGAUUGUCGUCAAGCAGUUUGCAAACGCGGAGGCAGACGCUCACACCGACCGAGUCGUCGUCACGAUUGUCGUCGGGUAAUUUGCAGACGCGGAGGCGGACGCUAACGCCGACAGAGUCGUCGUCGUGUCCGUCGUCAAGCCAGCAGCGGCGGCGCGUGCGCCGUCGCAAGAUCAGCCCAUAA
Molecule: messenger RNA, 3510 nt
Organism: Thecamonas trahens ATCC 50062
Lineage: Eukaryota; Apusomonadida; Apusomonadidae
Exons: 4
Coding region: 1-3510 (1169 amino acids)
Source: RefSeq, a predicted model, not a curated record